AUGGGCGUAUUUGGCAGCAACAGCAGUGGCAGUGGGUGGCAUCCAGGAUGGGAAGAUCCGUCCGUAGCGGUGUGGGAGGAGGAUGAGGAAGGUCCCGACUUCUCCGACUUCCUGACGGGCCGAGAGCUGGCGGAGAAGUACAGCGUGGAGGCGCCUAGCUGGACGGCCAAGAAACGGAAGCCCGACUGGAUGAAGCGGUCCAAGUUACCCGGGGGGGAGAAAUACACAGAAAUCAAGGCCAAGCUCCGGGAGCUGAAGUUGUCUACCGUGUGCGAGGAGGCGCGGUGUCCCAAUCUUGGGCGAGUGCUGGGGGGGAGGAGACGGACACACCGCCACCGCCACCAUCAUGCUGAUGGGAGACACGUGCACUCGGGGGUGCAGUUCUACGUCUGGUACACACUUGCCCUGGCAGCAGCUUCACUCGUUUGUGGUUCGUCUUUCCCCCUUUCCCGGCCCCUUCUUCCCCCCCCCUCCGCGGGCCCCGGGGGCCCCUCCAUUAGAUUCUGCGCGGUGAAGACCUCCAAGGCCCCUGCCCCCCUGGACCCCAACGAGCCGGAAAACGUGUCCAAGGCGAUUGCGGCAUGGGGACUGGACUACGUGGUGCUGACGAGUGUGGAUCGUGAUGAUCUUCCUGACGGGGGUGCCGCCCACAUCGCCUCCACCAUCCGACUGCUCAAACAAAAGACCCACGGGUCGCUGCUGGUGGAGGCGCUGGUGCCGGACUUCCAGGGCAAUAUGGACUGCGUCAAGACCAUUGUGGACAGCGGCCUGGACGUGUACGCGCACAACAUAGAAACCGUUGAGCGGUUACAGGUGACCAAGAGCAGCAUCAUGUUGGGGUGCGGGGAGAGUCAGGAGGAGGUGGUGCAUGCGCUCAAAACGCUCAGGGCUCACGGUGUGGAUGUGGUGACUCUGGGACAGUACAUGAGGCCCACCAAGAAGCACAUGGCGGUUUCGGAGUUUGUGACGCCGGAGGCCUUCAAGGCGUACGAGCAACUUGCGCAGGAGAUGGGUUUCCUUUACGUGGCCAGCGGACCCAUG
Messenger RNA from Volvox carteri f. nagariensis, 1041 nucleotides. RefSeq lists its product as uncharacterized. The record is from RefSeq and is a predicted model, not a curated record. Gene Ontology annotation, molecular function: 4 iron, 4 sulfur cluster binding; lipoate synthase activity. Gene Ontology annotation, biological process: lipoate biosynthetic process. Gene Ontology annotation, cellular component: mitochondrion. The annotation marks the transcript as partial. Lineage: Eukaryota; Viridiplantae; Chlorophyta; Chlorophyceae; Chlamydomonadales; Volvocaceae. The transcript has 11 exons.